Scleropages formosus (Asian bonytongue) is the source of this 2430-nucleotide messenger RNA. RefSeq names its product basic helix-loop-helix ARNT like 1b (gene bmal1b). Gene Ontology annotation, cellular component: nucleus; transcription regulator complex; cytoplasm. The transcript has 19 exons. Bases 113 to 2020 code for a protein of 635 amino acids. Lineage: Eukaryota; Metazoa; Chordata; Actinopteri; Osteoglossiformes; Osteoglossidae. Gene Ontology annotation, molecular function: protein dimerization activity; DNA-binding transcription factor activity. Gene Ontology annotation, biological process: regulation of DNA-templated transcription. The record is from RefSeq and is a predicted model, not a curated record.
AGGUCAUACAUUACGGAGGUUGGGCUGCAUUAGCGUCGGACUGUUCGCACACGUGAUUUAUAUCAUUUAGAAAUUGGCUCUGAAAAUGGAUUGAGAACUUCAAGCCCUCUUGAUGGACAUUUGCGAUGAGCUAAUGGCAGACCAAAGGAUGGACAUUUCUUCAACGAUGAACGAGUUCAUGUCGCCGAGCCCGACUAGCUUGAUCAGCAGCUCCAUGAGCGCUGGCGGCGUGGACUACACACGCAAGAGGAAGGGCAGCUCCACGGACUACCAAAUCGAUGGAUUUUCCUUUGAGGAUGGCUUGGACCCAGACAAGGACAAACAACUUGGACGGGACUGUGCUGACCAGCAGGGAAGGAUUAAGAAUGCCAGGGAGGCCCACAGUCAGAUCGAGAAGAGGCGGAGGGACAAGAUGAACAGCUUCAUCGAUGAGCUGGCCUCCUUGGUGCCCACCUGCAACGCCAUGCCCCGCAAGCUAGACAAGCUCACAGUGCUGCGCAUGGCUGUCCAGCACAUGAAGACGCUACGAGGUGCUGCUAACCCUUACACUGAAGCAAACUACAAACCGGCGUUCCUUUCAGAUGAUGAGCUGAAGCACUUAAUUCUGAGGGCUGCUGAUGGCUUCCUCUUCGUUGUCGGCUGUGAUCGUGGCAAGAUCCUCUUCGUCUCAGAAUCGGUGUACAAAAUCUUGAACUACAGCCAGAACGACCUGAUUGGCCAGAGUCUCUUCGACUACCUGCAUCCCAAAGACAUCGCCAAGGUCAAAGAGCAGCUGUCUUCAUCGGACACGGCGCCGAGGGAGCGGCUCAUCGACGCCAAAACUGGCCUGCCCGUGAAGACGGACAUUGCCCCCGGACCGUCCAGACUGUGCUCUGGAGCCCGCCGCUCCUUCUUCUGCCGGAUGAAGUGCAAUCGGCCCUCGGUGAAGAUGGAAGACAAGGAGUUUCCCUCAACCUGCUCCAAAAAGAAAGCGGACCGCAAGAGCUUCUGCACGAUCCACAGCACUGGCUACCUGAAGAGCUGGCCGCCCACCAAGGUGGGCCUGGACGAGGACAGCGAGCCGGACAACGAGGGCUGCAAUCUCAGCUGCCUGGUGGCCAUUGGCCGCCUGCACCCCCACAUCGUUCCCCAGCCCAGCAGCGGCGAUAUCCGCGUCAAGCCCACCGAGUACGUCUCGCGCCACGCCAUCGAUGGGAAGUUUGUUUUUGUGGAUCAGAGGGCUACAGCCAUUCUUACCUAUUUACCGCAAGAGCUUCUCGGCACGUCCUUCUACGAGUACUUCCAUCAAGAUGACAUCGGGCACCUUGCAGAAUGUCACAGACAAGUGCUGCAGAUGCGCGAGAAGAUCCACACCAACUGCUACAAGUUUAAGAUCAAGGACGGUUCGUUCAUCACGUUACGCAGCCGUUGGUUCAGCUUCAUGAACCCCUGGACCAAAGAAGUGGAGUACAUCGUUUCCACCAACACAGUCGUCUCUGGCAGUACGGUGGAGUGUGUGGACCCCAGCUACCCGCAGCUCACCACCUCCCCUCACAGCAUGGACAGUGUGCUCAUGGCUGCAGAGGGUGCAGGGAAGCGAGCCCUGCAGACUGUGCCUGGCAUUGCUGGAGGUACGAGAGCAGGAGCUGGGAAGAUCGGCCGCAUGAUUGCCGAGGAAGUGAUGGAGAUCCAGAGGAUUCGUGGUUCUUCACCUUCCAGCUGUGGCUCUAGUCCCCUCAACAUUACCACCACACCACCUCCAGACACCUCAUCCCCUGGAGGCAAAAAGAUCCAGAACGGCGAAGCGGCAGAGCUUACUUCGGCGGGGCUCCUGCAUGGACAGGACGCUAUCGGUUACCCGUAUUCCAACAACUCCAUCAUGAGUGACAGCUCCCAUCUUGGUAUCAGCAUCAUGGAUGAGCCAGGCUCCAGCAGCCCAAGCAAUGAUGAGGCGGCCAUGGCGGUCAUCAUGAGCCUGCUGGAGGCAGAUGCCGGCCUGGGGGGCCCUGUGGACUUCAGUGACCUGCCGUGGCCUUUAUGAGAGCCUGCUGGGGGAUGAGACUGUCAAAGAAUGGAAGGCACACUUCACCACGUUGUGUCUGUGAGCCAUAUCAACAGGGCUUGGCUCUACCCGCAGGAGUGAGGAGAGCUGAGGAAAAAAUGCCAUUGGCUAAGACAGAACUUGGCACGAUGAGUUUACGCAUCUGCCUGCAGCUGAACAGUGCCCUUUGCUGGGAUUUCUAUGUCCCCCUCACACACACUGCCUCAUCCCCUGGCUUUUGGAACACUUUAUAUUUUAGUGUUACUGUUUUUACACUACAGUUUCCAUGUUGAGUAUUAAGAGUUCAGAUCUUUAUCAUGUAAGAAUUCUCUUAAUAUACAUGUAUUGUACCAGCAGUCAUUUUUAAAAUAAACUUUCUCCUUAUGCAGCAGUUUUUCCCAUUCUUAAAC